GCUGGAGAACAACCUUCCCCUCGGCUGCAAUCGGCACAGCCCACACACGCAGCCUGUCCUGCUCUGCUCUCGCUCCCAGCUCUCUCCCUUCAGCAAUCCUCACUGUUUCCGCAGUCUUGCGAGCCAUUGUCCCUGUGCUGUUGCGAAUGCCCAUCAUUUAGGUCACAUUGCUGCUCCGUUGGUCGCCUUCCAUGGAUACCGCCAGGACCCGAAAAGGCCUUCUCAAGAGGCUCGAAGAGGCUCGGGGGCUAAGAGCCCGGGCGCCAAUAGCUGCGCAAUUCGAGGACUGUUCGCAGGCCGUCCAACGACUGUCCGGAUCGCUCAUGGUUCUUGAUUCCGACUCCGAUGUUCACCGUCUUGCUCGCGACUGCGCCAUUCGUCUUAAUGUGUGGGGCCAUGGAAGCGGCGCGUCAUCCCGUGCGCUUGACUACAGCUUGAAAGAAUGCCCUGGUAUUCGGCAGCACACGUUAAACUUGCUCAACGAUCUCAACCAGUGCGUCGAGACAGCUACGUCCGAGGCUCGACUUCAAAAUCGUUACGAUGCCGGUACGGCCAAUUCAGGAUAUCUCGAAGAUGGCCUUCCAAGUAGUGCGCUGGAGGACGAUUUCGACUUGCAAUCAGAUCCAACAUCAUAUCUUGAGGAGGCCAUUGACAUACUGCGAAAUCUGUUCAAACUCCUGCCCACCCUUCAGAGCCCUCUCGGUGAGAACCGCGGAUUCGCGUCCAACCGGGAUCCAUUCACCUAUACAGAGGAGGAGUUUCAGCAGGUGGCCAUGAUGAUGUUUCCCAAAAUGCACAAAACCUUGGCAAGGCGGUUCGGUCAUGGCAACUGGUGUCGACGCCGCUACAUCUGGCGGCUCUCAGGUGGUAGUCAAGGCUCAAUGGCGCCUGGACCCUUGAAGCAGAGCAGUUCAGUGGAGAUAUCGCGGUUAGAGAGGCAUUUCAGGCUCCACUCUGAAGGAAUCAAUAGGGACAACGAACAUUCCUUUGCGUUGGAAUCAGAUGCUGGGGCCUCAACAAUCAUUUCCAGCCCAGAGACUGUCCUUACAGUACUCCCAAUUGGCAAGCAAGACUCUGUUACGACGCUGACCGACGACUCUCAACCCAGUCUUCUCCAGGCCAUUCCCUUGCCGCCACCUCCAGUGCCUCUGCCAACAUCAAAACCGUUCAGUUGUACAUACUGUCUUUCUGAGCUGCCGUUGACCCUGUCAACCACUCAUGUCGAUGAUCAGCAAUGGCAUGCGCACGUGUAUCGAGAUUUAAAACCCUACAUCUGCACUUUCGGCGAUUGCUUUGAACCGAGACGUCUCUACAACACCCGCAGCGACUGGUUUCAGCACGAGCUGAAUUUCCAUCGUUCAGCUGUGGAAUGGGCAUGCUCCGCAUGCAAAACAACCUACGCGACUUCUGAUGCCUUCAAUGAGCACCUCAGAUCAGCACACCCGAGACUGACAGGUCCCAUGGUCCAAGCUUUGUUGCAGCAUUGCAAACGAUAUAAAGUCCAUUCACACUAUGAUCAAAGAUGCACUGUCUGCGAUGUAAUGUGUGCAACAAUCGAUGAACUCGAAACGCAUCUAGCUGCACAUCAGGAAGCCUAUGCACCGGCCACAUUCUUCAACAAAGAAGUCCCAGCAGACGCGGAAGACAAUAGCAACAUGAUCGAGGAGUUCAUCCAGGGCCUGCCAGCACCGCCAAAAGGCCAAAAGGAAGAUGUCGACGACCUGGGCUUGGGCGUUCUUGCAUCGCUCAAUCUCUCUCCGCCAGCACAUCAUUCGGAAAGCAACCCCCUGGACGAUGGCAAUUGGCUUACCAAAAGUAGGAGCUUUCCGAUGGGAAUGGGCGCGGAGAAAGACCACACCGCAGACUGGGUCGAGAGGCAAACGUCACACGGCGCAGGCCCGGCCGAGCAGGGUUUGCCCAAGCGGUACGAGAAUUUUGUCGGCAGGGAUGCUGACUUGGACAACAUCCACGCGCACUUACACCUACCUGGCCAAAUAUGUUCUGUUAGUGGAAGAGGCGGUAUUGGAAAGACCGGUCUCGCCAUUGAGUAUCUCCACAAAUACAAGGGAGAAUACUCUGCUGUGUUCUGGAUCGAGGCAGAAACGCCUGGCGUGGCUGCUGAGUCGUUCGGCUCGAUUCUGGACAAUCUGGACCCAGCAGAGAAGCUCGUCGCCAAUGAGGAUGCCCGAGUCUUCCAGACCCGGGAGUACUUGACAAAGACGGAUCGACGAUGGCUGAUUGUGUUUGACAAUGUUUCUUCGUGGAAGUCAAUUGCACGGUAUGUACCGCGCAACUUGAUGCGAACCCAGGGGUCAGUUCUCAUCACCACGAGAACCGCUCUGUUUCCGCUGGUCCAUCGAUAUCAGAACCAGCAUGCGAUUGAGCUUCAACCCUGGCCGCCUGAGCAUGGCCGUCAGUUCCUCAUGACCUCAAUUCAUCCUAAGCUGAAGAAGCACGACGUCCACGCACACGAAGAUUUUCCAUACGCAGAGCAAGUACUCAAGGUAGUGGGUGGUCUUCCGCUUGCCAUCAGUAUGAUUGUUGGGUAUGUCAAAGUUUCAAGAACGACUCUUGCCGACUUCUUGGAGAUGUGGGAAGAGAAGGAGCAACAAAACAGGAGAAAGAAGAGGAAUGUCGACAUUGGAGAAACGGACAUCGACUCCACCAUUGACUCCCUGUGGACCAUUGGAAUCAGAGAGGUCCGCAUGAAUUCUCGCCGUCUUCUGGACAUCAUGUCCUUCCUUGACCCCGAGCGUAUUCAGAAAGCACUCUUGGUUGGAGAUCACCAAGAAGACUAUCUUGAGUGGAUUCAUGUCUCGGAAGCCUUGAGUUUCAAACGCAUGAUUGCCGAGAUCUUAGGUCGACGUCUGAUCAGUGUCAAGGAGGGCUCCAGCGGACCCGUCUACUCAAUUCAUAGGCUCCUCCAGCAGAAGAUCCUCCUAGAUAUGGAAGACUACGGAUUUGUUGAUGCCUUCCGGAAGGUCUUUAGGCUGAUACGCAAGAAAUUCCCGGCGGCCGAUCCCCAACAAGUCCCAGGUGCACGGAACUGGGAUACGUGCAAAGAAUACAUCCCUCACGUCGUCACGUUGCAUAGGAUCUUCCUCCAGAGUAAAGACAGCCUCACUUCGCUGAGCGACCCGACGCCUGUGGAGAUAUCAAGCCUCUUCUACGACGCCGGUUUCUACCUGUGGGCUCGCCAGAGCACUUCCUAUGAUGGCCUUGCUUUCUUGGGCACAGCAGAAUCGAUCCUCCAAACGGCGGGCGUGAACUUUGUCCCAAAGAUGCAAGCCGACAUUCAUUGCAUGAUGGGAAUGCUCCUACUCAACAUGGGAGUCAUGGAGCGGCGAGAGGGGAUGCAUCGGCUGAAAGCUGCUCUAGACAUUCGGCAGAAGGUCUACGAUCAAGCUCCAACCAUGAACAGCGAUGUGUUGCUACAGAAUGCCGCCAACGACUACGCGCUCUGCCUUCUGAAUGAGCACAAGUUUGAGGAGGCCGGCGCGCUAUUCCUCCAGUGUCGCGAGCGAUAUCUAGUGUGGGGCCCAGAAGACAAGAAUCCAUUCGAGAACUCCAAGUACUACGGCAAUUAUGCUCUGGUGUACAUGUGGAGAAACCAGAUGGACCUGGCGAUCCAGUUCCAGAAGAGGUCGAUCGAGUUGAUUGAAAGGUUUUCUGGACGGACCAAUUCUUACUGGCGCAAAGUCUUCAUGCUGGCCUGCAUUCUGAUGCAGAAUGAUGACAGCCAAGGGGCUUUGAACCUCUUUAUGGAAGUGCUUACCGCGAGACUCGACAUGCUUGGGCAGCACCACGGCGAGACUAUCCUGGCUGUUUACGCCGUGGGUGCCACAUAUUCCCAUAUGGGAGACCCCUACACUGCCAUCAAUGCAUCGACUGGGUCAAACGGGCGAAGUGGGAUCACGCGGCGCUGGCAAGAGCGCAAUACCUCCUGGCUCAAGUCUACAGAUCUUUAGAGAUUCAUGAAGACGAGGCAAGAGAGCUGGAGGCGGAGGCGAUGGCUGUCCUCGAGGAAUACGGGACUUAUGCUGCCGAGUGUGUGCAGCACUCAGGCGACAGAAUGAUGAUGCUCAAUGACCUGCAGCCCACCUUCCUCGGCCGUUUCAUAGGAAUCAGGCUGCUGAAGCACUUGCAAAAGCACAUGGGUUCGGAACACAUGGGAAAUUCCUGACCAGUCCUUUUCUCGAAUGAAUUUGGUUUAGAGGCCGGAGUUUUCUGCAGGCCCCUUUCUUGUAGCGGAUAUAUUCAGCAACAAUGAAUGCCAUUGCAUCUCCUUGCACACACACCGUGGCAGAGAUGGCGAGAACUUGUUGCCUUU
Molecule: messenger RNA, 4330 nt
Organism: Microdochium trichocladiopsis
Lineage: Eukaryota; Fungi; Ascomycota; Sordariomycetes; Xylariales; Microdochiaceae
Exons: 4
Coding region: 192-3968 (1258 amino acids)
Molecular function (GO): protein binding; ADP binding
Source: RefSeq, a predicted model, not a curated record